AUGGAACAUUACAUGCCAGAGAUUUUCUGGCAUGACAGGACAGCACUUCUGUCCGUGGACUGUCAUCCGGUUAUUGAGAAUGGAGCUUACAGAAUAGUUACAUCUAGCGUCCAGAAGGAGGUCCGCAUUUGGCGGUUUGAGUAUGAACAAGUUACAAAAGUGUCUUCGAAGUACCAGUUGGCAGUAACCUUUCUCGCUAAUCUCUCCGGACACAACGUCGCCAUCAAUCAAGUGAAGUUCAGUCAGAACCCAGAAUUGAACCUGUUGGCAUCUGGAGAUUCUGAUGGACGUAUUGCCAUUUGGCAGCUAUCAGAUACAGCCACCAUUGCACCACCGGUUGAUGAUUUGCCGCCGAACAAGGAGAAUUGGGUCCGUAUCAGAGUUUUGAAUCACGACAGUGAAGUAACAAGCUUGGCUUGGAGUCCAGAUGGAAGACUUCUUGCCUCUGUAUCUAAUGACGAGUCUUUACUAGUGCAUAAUGUGUCAUCAGGUAAACGUUCUGUGACAGUACGGAAUUUGCGGCAUUUUCCUUGCGGUGUCGCAUGGGAUCCUAAAGGAAAAUACCUUGUCACAAUGUCUACUGACCGUAAAAUGGAUCUAAUCGAUGCAACGAGAGGCACAAGGCUCCGAAUGUUUGGGGUUUCCGCUUUACCGGCAGUCACCAUCCUGGAUGUCCCUUUAGAACAUAAGGUUUAUAAACUCUUCCAUGACGACCAACUGAUGAGUUUUCAACGAGGCAUAGCUUUUUCGCCUUGUGGACACGACAAACCCUUCGCUUUUCUACCGUGUCCGAAGGCUACGUUUCUAAUCAGAUGUUGUCCUCUUAUAAUGACGCUUAAAAAGGAGGAAACUAAUUACACUGGGUUAGAUAGUGUUUACUUUUACGACAGCCAACAUCCCAUUCCAAUCGGUCUUGUAGAAAAUAUCCAGUACAACAGUCUGACAGAGGCAACGUGGAGUGCCGACGGAAGGAACGUUGUGAUUUCGUCCCUUGAAGGAUACUGCACAUUUUUAAAGCUCACAGUUGAACAGUGGGGAUGCAAGGUGCUCCAUUCGAUUUUGUUUUAG
Messenger RNA from Angiostrongylus costaricensis, 1068 nucleotides. The record is from the annotation of a GenBank genome assembly. NCBI's taxonomy places the organism in Eukaryota, Metazoa, Nematoda, Chromadorea, Rhabditida, Metastrongylidae.